GCAAUAAUUUCCAUCAACCGACUCGCGGUCAACGGUCAGUACACAUGGCGACCUUGAUCGCUCCUGACAUGAGUCCCGCUAUGGCCAGAGCCAUGGGCAUAAGAUACUGGAAUCGUCUCGCCACCCAGCUGGGACAUUGGAACAAGUUGAACGUCGUCAUCAUGGAUGAUGAGAUGUACCAGCUCAUGCCGCUCCAGGCCAAGGUUGAGCUCGCUCGUGAGAUGCGAAACUUCCUGCGCCAAGAUGUAAUGUAUGCCCAGGAUGCAGACAAUGACCAAGUCUGGAUUCUCGGUCCCAAGAAAGUCAUUAAGCCGCACCUUAUCGUGGUCGACAAAAUUCCCAUCUGGGAUCCCAAGAAGAGAAUUAUGCCGCCGAAGCCCACGACGAAGCUUGAGAAGAUUCCGCGUCCCCCGAAUGCCUACAUCCUUUACCGCAAGGAUAAGCAAAGCGAAGUCAAGGCCCACAACCCCGGCCUUCACAACAACGAGAUUUCGGUCAUCACGGGCUCGAUGUGGAAGGAUGAGACCCCUGAGGUCCGAGAGAUGUACCACAAGAAAGCCACGGAAAUCAAGGCUAAUCUGAUGAGAAUGCAUCCCGGAUAUCGGUACAGCCCUCGUAGGUCGUCUGAAAUUCCUCGCCGGUCUCGCCGCAACAAAAAUCUCAACCCCCGAACCGUGAUCAUCAACGGUAAUCCGGUCGUCUUGAACCCCACCAGCACCCUGUUUCAGCAUAAUACGCCCCCAGCCCCCGGGGUCAACAUCGAGAUCGCAGGCCUUGUUCCGACCAGUGACAUCACCCGCUACGUUCCCGGCUCUCAGCAGUUUCUGCCCCCGGUUGAGACCCCUGGCUGGCACCCGCUUCAGAUGAUGCUGGCCCAGGUUACUCAGGCUCUCCAGGCUGCUCAGGCUUCCCCGGCUACUCAGGCUGCUCAGGUUACCCAGCCCGCUCAGACUGCUCAGCCCACUCAGACUGCUCAACCCACUCAGACUGCUCAGCCCACUCAGACUGCUCAGCCCUCUCAGGCCACGCGCUAUCCGACAAUCGACGAUCUGGUCGAUGACUGGGACGUGGAGGCGGAUCUUCAACAGUGGAAUGCCGAGAUCCAAGCUGAAAUUGAUGCUGAGAAUGCGAUUUAGGGGCUGAGAAUAAUGAGGGAGUGUGAUCUCAUCCCAUCGCAUCGCACAUCAAUCCCCCGCCUAAGUCGACCCAAGACAGAAAGAAGCCCUGACGUUUUGGCACCCCCCCACAGUCAAGCAAGUAACAAAGUCGAGAAGGAUCCAUGAGCCACUGCGACACAAAAUUCACACCAAAAAGAAAAAAAAUUGAAAAUUAAAAACACAAAAAAGAGAUUGCCAAUUUUAUCACCCACCCACCGACCUCGAGUUCAGCUGCACCACCAGUGUGUGUGUGUGUGCUCGUCCUGAGAGAGAGAGCGGGGGAUGGACGGAUGGAUGGUGGUCGACGU
This is a messenger RNA of Chaetomium strumarium, 1465 nucleotides long. RefSeq lists its product as uncharacterized. NCBI's taxonomy places the organism in Eukaryota, Fungi, Ascomycota, Sordariomycetes, Sordariales, Chaetomiaceae. Gene Ontology annotation, biological process: cell differentiation; regulation of transcription by RNA polymerase II; anatomical structure morphogenesis. The transcript is spliced from 4 exons. Bases 45 to 1136 code for a protein of 363 amino acids. Gene Ontology annotation, molecular function: RNA polymerase II cis-regulatory region sequence-specific DNA binding; DNA-binding transcription factor activity, RNA polymerase II-specific. The record is from RefSeq and is a predicted model, not a curated record.